Molecule: messenger RNA, 1228 nt
Organism: Haliotis rufescens (red abalone)
Lineage: Eukaryota; Metazoa; Mollusca; Gastropoda; Lepetellida; Haliotidae
Exons: 6
Coding region: 251-1228 (325 amino acids)
Source: RefSeq, a predicted model, not a curated record
UUUUCAAAGUUUAUUCUAUUCAGUCUUAUCUGCGUUUGAACCCAGAUAUUUACUGCGUGUUAAGGAACUGUAUCCAUGACAGCUGUUCUAUUCACAAGUUUGAAGAAGUUAUCAAUAUUCAUGUCGUAUGUAACACUUUCUAAUCCUAGAUUUAGAUGUUCCAGUGCUUCAAGUACCGACAUUGUCACCAUCUUCCAAUACCCGUAUCACACCAAGGACACCUUUACCCAAGUUUAGCGACUACAUCCAGAUGAAGCUUAUCAACAAGGAGUCGCAUCUUGUUUGGAGCCAGUGUAUUCGUGAAGCAGCUUAUUACUAUUUGGUACAAUAUCCAAAUAUCGGAAAGAUUAACCAAUCCGAAUAUCAAACUAUUGGUGGAAGUAUGUAUGGACAAUACCCUUUGAUUCGCCGUAAUGGACCGCGUCCAUGGUCAGCAUUUGCAAAGGACCUUUCAAGUAGAAUACGCCAUGUCAGAUGGUCUGAAAAUAGGAAAUCCCUUUUGCCAAACUAUGAAACCAUUGGGGAUUUUAACCCAUCACCAGCAAAGUCGUUGUGUCUGGCACAGGAUACUAGGUCUCCGAGCAGUAAGCUUCGAAAAAUACCAGAAGAGGAACUGGAACAGCAUUUACUAAAGCUUGGGAAACUCAGUGAAGACAUCGAACAGAAACACCUCAAAGAUGAGAGGCUUCUCAGGGUGGCAAAAGAUAUUAACAUUCUAUUAAAGGAAACUUACGUCAACAGACGAGAGUUGAUAGAAGCCCAGCGGGAGAGUGGAAGUGUCAAACAAAUAACUGACCGUUAUCCAUGUUUCACCAAUCCCAUCUUUGUCUUUGCUGAACUGAAGCUCAUUAAAGGCAAGGAUCUCUGGACCAGUGCCCAGAAGAACAUUGACUGUUUGUUUGACAUCACCAGGUCGCUACAGAAGGGAGAUGGAAAGGAGGGACUUGAGGCAGAUAUUUCAUCCUUCCUGUGCAUGGAAAAGGAAAGUGCCUAUGACAGAGGAAAGGGUAGAAAAACCGCUUCAAUAUUAACAGUCUACCGCGGAAGUCACGAAGAUUUUUCACCUGACGAAGUAGACAAGGCUGUACAGAAAGUGUCUAACGAACAUUCACCAAGUCUGAUGGUGUUUGUGAAUGAUGAUGCAAUUACUCAUGCCAUUGUCAAAGCUGAUAAUGUAAACCUCUCUUCUUGUCCAACAUUCAGAAAUGUCAUUGGACAUCAGACUUAG